Bombyx mori (domestic silkworm) is the source of this 4428-nucleotide messenger RNA. It is a transcript of the gene Tango1, whose product is annotated as Bm8 interacting protein. The record is from RefSeq and is marked provisional. Gene Ontology annotation, cellular component: endoplasmic reticulum membrane; endoplasmic reticulum exit site. Gene Ontology annotation, biological process: endoplasmic reticulum to Golgi vesicle-mediated transport; protein secretion; vesicle cargo loading. NCBI's taxonomy places the organism in Eukaryota, Metazoa, Arthropoda, Insecta, Lepidoptera, Bombycidae.
AUUAAUUUUUAACAGAUUGACAGAUGAUGUGGCCUAACGUUUUGUAAUUUAAUGUUAAAUGAAUUUAUUAGAAUAAUGAGAAAAUGACUGUAAUAAAAUUUAUUUUAGUUUUAAUAUUUAUAGCUCCAUCAUAUGGUAGAGUGCCUGAUAAAGUUUAUUGUUUAGAUGAAACAUGCAGCAAGCCACUUUCAAGAGCCAAAACUUUGAUAACUUACUCAAGUGCGGAUCCUGACCACAUAUCCUAUCGUAAUAAUGCUGAAGCUCUGGUGUUUAUGAAGUCAGCUGGAACAAACCCUGAGCUAUGGUUUGCAAGUAUUGAAGGUAAAGCUGGCUUUGUGAACUCAAAAUUUUUAAGGGAACAAAAAGUAUUUGAAAAAAAUCCAAAAUUUGUAGUGCCAACAGAGUCAUUGAUACCAAAAAUUUCCUUUCAACCUGAUAAAGUUAAACAACCCCAUGAAGUGGUCGAGGGUACCACACUGUACACUACGGAAGCAACAGUCAAAGAUAUCAAUACAGCACCACAACCUGCAUCAAGUUUACCAAAUGAAAUUAAUGAAAAUUUAGGUACAAUUAAACCAGUUGACAAUAUUAACCCAAAAAAUGUUGAUUUUGAAAACAUUAGAGAAGUCAACAAAAGGCUCUUAGAUACUCCUAAUUUUCCUCAACAAAAAAUACCAAAUGUUCAAGAAGCACAAGAGAAUAUUCAGAAAAAAAAUACAAUUGAAACAAAUGUUCGAUUUGAAAAUGUACCAAAUCAACAUUUAAAUGUUCAUAAGGAUGUCAAUGUUCAUAAUCCAGAAACAAAAGAUCAGAACUACUAUAAACAAGUAAAUUUGAAUGAAGCAGAAUUACAGAAAACAAGUGAAACAUUGACAACAGUUCCAAUACAAAAAUUCAAUGAAGAGAAUUUUCAUGAUCACAACAUUUUGAAUGAGAAGUCAGUUCAAAAAGGGCAUGAGCAGCAUGUUAAUGAUUUACCUAUUAUAGAAAAUAGUAGUCCUAACGUUCACAAUAAAGAAGUUUAUAAUGAGCCUCAAAUUUCCAUCUCUCAAUCUUCAUCAAGAAGUGGCAGUGAAGGAAAUAUCCCUAAUACAGAAGGCAUUAUUCAUCAAAUGCUAAACGAUGAAGUCCCAGAAAAAAGUGAACAAAAUGUUUCAGUGCCUUCAAACAUGAAUAGAAAUGAAGAUCGUGAUAAACAUGCAAAACAAGCAGUAGCAGAUAGUACUGUAGAAAAUACACAACAACAGAACAAUCUAUAUAAUAAUAUUCCAAAUAUAAAUGGGGAACAAGUUCAAAAAAACCCAGAGCUCCCAUUAGAGACAAACAGAGAACAAAAUAAUUUCUUAGACCAACAAAAUCACCCAAACGAAAAAUUAAAUAAAAAUCAUUUUGAAAAAAGUACACCUUUUAUGGAAAACCCUUCUAAUAUUUUAUAUGACAAUACUCAAAGUGAAAUAAAUAGGCUGACAGAAACAAUUAGUACUAAGACAGAGAUAGAAUCCGAACGAACUUUGCCCAUUGUAAAUAGAUCACCCAAUUCUGAUAAUGUUGUAAACUAUGAAACAGGAAUACCAUCUACUCUUAGUGUAACAGAGAGAAAUAUCGAAAUAAAUAACCCCAAUACAGGAAUGCCUCCAAUUGUUGAAAAUCCUAACAACAUAAUUCCUAACAUAAAUUUGAAGGAAAUACAAUUGGAAUCAAGGGAGGUACCCUCAGUAGAUAGAUCUCACAGUCCUGAAUAUGUCUUAAACAAUCAAAACGAAAAUAUACGAACACCACCCCAUCCAGCUGAAACACAAAGAUAUUUUGAAACAAAUAAUGCCAUGACUGAAAUACCUCCAGUUGUUGAAAAUGUUAACAAUAUUGUUCAUAAUGCGAACUUAAAGGAACAACAACUGGAAUCAAUACCUCCCUAUGUAGACAGAGCUCCCAAUCAAGAAAAUGUAUUUGUUGAUGUGGCAGAACAAUUAAGAACACCACCUCCUCCAUAUUUGAAUCCCAUAACUGAGAAUUAUCAACAAGAUCAUUUUGAAAAUCCCACUACAGAAACGUCACCACUUCUAUUUAAUCCAUCCACAUCUGCAAUACCCGAUAUUUCCAUAAAUGAAGAGCAACCAUUAACAACAGAAUUAAAUAUACAAACAACAACUGAAGGUUCAAAAGAACCAUUUUCAGGCAUGGAUGAGAACACAAACAUUAAUCAGGAAUUGCAAAGUAACCAGGAAGUUGGUGAUAAACACUCCUACUACACGGAAACUCCUGUAGAUAUUGAAUAUGGUAACACAGCAGAGUCAAAUUUACCAACUAGUGAUGAAUACCAGGUAUUUCCUGAAGAAACCACUAAAGGAUGGUUUGCUUCCAUUUUUGACACAUUAGCUGGUAUGUGGACCUCAUCAUCUGAUGAUCAAGACAUUUCAGAUAAUACUGAAGAUAGCAUCUAUGAUGAACCAAAGACUGACAAUGCUGAAGAAUUUUCUUUUAUAAAAUACUUAAUACAUAGUUAUUAUUCAGUGAUGGGAAUAGAUGAAGAAACUCGAGUACUCUUCACAUCUGCAGGAGACGCCUGCUAUACAGAAAACUACUGUGAUGGGCAAAGUAACACAAAUAAAAAUCGAUUGUUAACAUUCCUCCUAACGACAGCCAGCUCUGUUCUUCUGUUCACAUUGGGAUAUUAUUACAUCGACAUAAGGAGACAGGAUGGUAGGCUUAUUGGAACAAUCAAUUCUUUGCAAAGAGAUUUGUUAUUUACUACUAAGGAGUGUGAGAUUUUAAAAGAGGAGCUUUCGACUACUAAGACGAAAUUAGCAGGGAUUGAAGACAACUCAUUUGGCAUGGACGAUAUGGUGCAAUCACUAAAAGAGGAAAUCAAUGAAAUGAAAGCACAGAACGAUAGGCUACGUCAUUCUCUGGACGACAAUGAAAAACUGUUGCGAGUAUCCGAAAAUACUGCCGAGGAGCUUCAGAACACUCUCAGCGAAGUGGAGAAUACUCUCAGUGAGCUUUUGGCUGAAAGAGCUAACUUAGAGGAGCAAAUUGCAGAAAUCAAUGGAAAAGCUCAAGCAUUUGAAGAGGAAUUGAUCACAGUAAGUCGAGAUCGAGAUAACUUCCAACUAAAAUAUGUAUCGGCUGAAACUACGUUAAAAGAAUCAGAAAAACAGGUCAAAGAAAUAGAACAAUUGAACAAACAGUUAUCAGAAACUAAAAACAAAAACGAACUACUGCAACACGAAAUAGAUGCUUUAAAGGAUGCAUUAAGGCAAAUGAAACAUGAUCCCUCAUCGAACGUCGAUGUGGCUUCACUUAUCGACCACGCUGAAAUCAAAGCCCAACUAUCCAAAGCUUUAGUAGAAAGAAAUAAUUUAGCCAACAAGUAUGAGGUCGAACAAAAGGAACGGGUUCGUCUCGAUCAAGAACUGAAAAAAACUCAAGAGUCAUUACAUGCGACGAACCAGCAGGCUACAGAAGCCGUCACUAGACUUGAAGUUCUAGGAAAGUAUUUCCAAGAUCGGGAGAGCGAACUACUCAAGGAAUUGAGUACUAAGGAAUCAUUGUGGCUGAGUAAACAGGGAGAAUCUGCUAGCACCGUUGAGAAAAUUGAACUACUGCAGCAAGAACUACAGAGAUUCAAAGAGAAGUGCGACACGCUGAGCCGCGAGCUGGCGGAGCAGGAGUCGCUGCGGCGCGCGGCGGUGGGGGAGGUGGAGGCGCGCGCGCACACGGCGUGGCUGGAGGCGCGCGCCGCCCGCCGCGACGCCGACGCCGCGCGGGACCUCGCCGCCGCGCUGCGCCGCAAGCUCGCCGCCACCGCGCACGAUGGCGCCCUCUCGCCGCAUCACAAAGUAGCGUCACCUCUGGAAAUGAGCGAGAACCCGGUGUUGCUGCCGCCGCCGCUGCCGCCUUUGUCGUUCCUACCGCCGCCGCUGUUACCGCCCCUGCCGAGACCGCCUCCACUCGGCAGGCUACCCUCGCCUCUCCAACCUAGGUACGGGGAUCGACGCUACUCGCCGGACUCGCGGUACUCGCCGCAGAGGCGGUACUCGCCCGAGAGCCGCUACUCGCCGGAGACGGUGCGGUACUCGCCCGACAGCCGCUACUCGCCGCCGCCUCGCCGGUCGCCCUACUCGCCCAGACCCAGCAGACGACGUUCCAGAGAUAGAUACGAAGGUAGUUGUGGAUCAAGGUCUCGUAACGCGCCCGAAACAGAAUCCGAAUACCCUUCGGACAGUCCAUCAAGGAGCACGCGGCGACGGAGCAGAUACCAGAGGCAUUCAGGUCCCAGCUCUGGCUCAGGUUGUUCCUCGGAAUCUGAUAAAUAAAAUACUUAUUAAAGUAUUCAUACAAUAACAACACCGAGAUCUAAAUGUUUUUUAGUACUUAGAAAGAAAGGUGCGCUAUGUAAGAAACUGGAAAUAAACAACAACAAAAAUU